Rubroshorea leprosula is the source of this 2347-nucleotide messenger RNA. NCBI's taxonomy places the organism in Eukaryota, Viridiplantae, Streptophyta, Magnoliopsida, Malvales, Dipterocarpaceae. The record is from the annotation of a GenBank genome assembly.
GGAUUAAUGGCUCAGUUAUGACUUUCUCUGUACCUUUGUGUUAACCUCUCGUGCAAUUUACAGUGAUUGUUGAACUAAAUCUUGGAUUUCCCUUCAGAUAUUGUAUAGUAGAUGGGGAAGAUGAAAGAUUUUGCUGUUCAGGUCGAGGAAGCAAGAGAAGGACAAGAUGGGAAGCCGUCGGUUGGUCCUGUAUACCGCAACCUUCUUUCCAAAAAUGAGUUUCCUCCACCUGAUCCUGAAAUGGCUACAACCUGGGAUAUUUUCAGUUUCUCUGUUAAGAAGCAUCCCAGAAACAAGAUGCUUGGAUGGCGCACAUUUGUUGAUGGCAAGGUAGGGCCUUAUGUCUGGAAAACGUAUAAAGAAGUUUAUGAUGAGGUUCUACUGAUUGGUUCUGCAUUAAGAGCAUCUGGAGCUGAACCUGGUUGCCGGAUUGGUAUUUAUGGAGCCAACUGCCCCCAGUGGAUUCUAGCAAUGGAGGCCUGCAAUGCCCAUGGUUUGGUUUGCGUACCUCUGUAUGAUACUCUCGGCCCUGGGGCUGUAAAUUUUAUUAUAGACCACGCAGAGCUUGAUUUUGUAUUUGUACAAGAUAAGAAAGUGAAAGAACUUCUAAAUACAGUUUGUACAUCUGCUCAACGACUGAAAGCUAUAGUUUGCUUCACGGUGUUGAAAGAGGAAGAGAAGGAUAUGGCAACUCAAAAGGGGAUUAAACCGUACUCAUGGACGGAGUUUCUCCAAAUGGGAAAGGAAUAUCCACAGGAGAUUUUUCCACCACAACCUUUCAACAUCUGCACCAUUAUGUACACAAGUGGCACCAGUGGAGAUCCCAAAGGUGUUAUUUUAACCCAUGAAACAGUUGCAACUUUUGUAAGGGGGAUAGAUCUUUUUAUGGAACAAUUCGAAGACAAGAUGACAGUAGAUGAUGUGUUUCUGUCAUUUUUGCCUCUUGCUCAUAUCCUUGACCGUGUCAUUGAAGAAUAUUUUUUCCAUAAGGGUGCAUCUGUUGGCUAUUACCAUGGGGAUUUGAAGGAGUUGCGGGAUGAUAUAAUGGAGCUGAGACCAACAUUUCUCGCUGGCGUACCCCGAGUUUAUGAUACAAUUUAUGAAAGUAUUAAAAAGGCUCUAGAUGAGCUCAAUCCGAUAAGAAGGUGUAUUUUUAACGCUCUCUACAAAUACAAACUUGCUUGGAUGAAUCUUGGGUAUAAACAGAAAAAUGCAUCACCUCUUGCAGAUCUCUUGGCCUUCAGGAAGGUUAAAGCUAAGUUAGGGGGUCGUCUUCGAUUGUUAGUGUCUGGAGGUGCACCAUUGGGCUCCGAGGUAGAAGAAUUCCUGCGGGUUACUUGCUGUUGCUUUGUAAUCCAGGGCUAUGGAUUGACAGAAUCUUGCGGUCCAGCAACGUUUUGUUUUCCAGAUGAAAUGUGCAUGAUUGGUGCUGUUGGUGUCCCUGCUGUGUAUAACGAAUUGCGUUUGGAGGAGGUUCCAGAUAUGGGCUACAAUCCACUUGAAGAUCCUCCACGUGGUGAGAUAUGCUUGAGAGGGAAGACUAUAUUCUCUGGCUACUACAAAAACCCCGAACUGACAAGAGAAUCCAUUCAAGAUGGGUGGUUCCAUACAGGUGACAUAGGGCAAAUUUUUCCAAAUGGAGUUGUUAAGAUAAUUGAUAGGAAGAAAAACCUCAUCAAGCUCUCACAGGGAGAGUAUGUGGCACUAGAGUAUUUGGAAAAUGUUUAUGGCAUCACCCCAGUUGUUGAAGAAAUAUGGGUCUAUGGAAACAGCUUCAAAUCAAUGUUGAUUGCUGUAGUUGUGCCCCAUGAAGAGAACAUCAAAAAAUGGGCAUGCUUGAAAGGUCAUAUGGGUUCAUUCUCUGAACUCUGCUGUCUCGACCAGACCCGGGAUUACAUCCUCUCAGAACUGAAAUCCACAGCUGAGAGAAACAAGCUGAGAGGUUUUGAAUACAUCAAAGGAGUCUAUCUAGAGCCUGUUCCAUUUGACAUGGAAAGAGAUCUAGUGACUGCAACAUUGAAGAAGAAAAGAAACAAUCUGCUUAAACACUACAAGGCUGAAAUUGAUGCACUCUAUCAGAAACUUGAGGCGCAAAGAAGAAGCUGAAGGGUGUAUUAUUAUGAGACUGAAUCAGCCACCCAAGAUUAUGCAUUAAUAAUUGUUAAGAGUUAGACAAUAAAGAUUUUACUUAAACUGUUUAACUGGUGUUCCAGACAAUCUGCCUAAAUGACUGAUGAUGCUUCAUGUAUGGUGUUUAAAUAUGUUGUUCCUACUAAGUGUAAAAAACAAGAUCCCAUGUCAAAAAAAAAAAAUAUAAUAAAUAAAUAAAUAAAAGAGUGGGUUUAAU